Molecule: messenger RNA, 348 nt
Organism: Entamoeba invadens IP1
Lineage: Eukaryota; Evosea; Mastigamoebida; Endamoebidae
Exons: 2
Coding region: 1-348 (115 amino acids)
Source: RefSeq, a predicted model, not a curated record
AUGGGUUCUUCGGUAGUUUCUCGACUUGUUGGUAUGAAGUACCCCGUUGGUGUUAUGUCUCAAAAGGAUGAUGUUGAAGAUGAAGUCAAGAAAGCUACAAAGCGAAGAAAAAUGGAAAUUUUAGAACUCAAGGAUCAAGAUGGUGCAAUAGAUUCUGCUAAGUUGAGAGAGUUGUCUCCAAUUGGAAAAGAAAAAGAGGGUACUUAUGAUGUCAGAAUUUUUUACUGUAGGGAGUAUGCCUUCAGAAUACGAGAGUUUUUGGGAGAACAAAUUUGCGUAGUUCCCGUUGCCUUUCCUGGAAGAAGAAGCAACUUAAACAUUGAUAAAAACGAAGGCACUUCAAAAUGA